Molecule: messenger RNA, 975 nt
Organism: Chironomus riparius
Lineage: Eukaryota; Metazoa; Arthropoda; Insecta; Diptera; Chironomidae
Source: the annotation of a GenBank genome assembly
CAGAAUAGUACUGAAAAGUGAAAGUGGGAAAAACUUUUAUUUUCUACAAUGCAGUUUUCAGAAGUUACUAAAGGAGUUAUUAAAUAUCUCCUAUUUUUCUUCAACUUUCUUUUUUUGAUAUCUGGAUUGGGAAUUUUAAUCGCUGGAAUCGUCGUUCUUCAUGAUGUCACCGAUUUCAAUCACUUCCUUGAUGACAGAAUCACAGCUCCACCAAUUAUACUCAUUAUUGCUGGAUUAUUAAUAUUCGUAAUCGCAUUUUUUGGAUGUUAUGGUGCUUUGAAAGAAAGUCCAAAGCUUCUGUAUGCGUUUGCAUUCCUGCUUGCCAUCAUUUUCAUAAUUGAAAUUGCUGUUGGAAUCGCUGCCAUAACAUUCCGAAAUGAUUUGGAAGGAAUUCUUAAUACACAAUUAAGGCAAUCUAUGAUUCGACAAAAUAAGGAUGAUAUGAUGGCAUGGGAUACUGUCCAAAAAAAAUUACAAUGUUGCGGUAUUGAUGGACCCAGAAAUUGGUUCGAAAAGAAUGAGACAAAAGAAGCCGUUCCUGCCAGUUGCUGCCGCCCACAAUAUAUUGACAGAGAUACACAAAAUUGCUUGAAUGCAGCUCCUUUGUAUAUGGAUCGCGUUUACACGGAAGGAUGUCUCUCCAAAGUCCACGAUCGUGUGGCUUCAAAAGCAUCAAUCUUGAUUGGCGUUGGAAUAGGAAUCGCCUUCAUCCAAUUUAUGGGUAUUGCAUUAGCCAUUUGGUUAGCACAGGCUAUCAAGAAAGAGGCAGCAGCCUCCUAAGUCUAUAACUUUAGAAAUGAACAAAAAACGUUGCUCUUUUUCACUUGCUGAUCAUCUUUUAUUAUUCUUAAACAGUUUAGUAUUGCCUACUAAAUAAUAUUGAAAUUUAAAAAAAAAUUGUACUACAAAAUAGUAUUUAUGGUUAAUGAUAAUAAAGAAUACAUAACCGUUUAAUUUGAUGUUAAAAAUCAUACU